This is a messenger RNA of Chaetura pelagica (chimney swift), 2903 nucleotides long. RefSeq names its product aryl hydrocarbon receptor (gene AHR). Gene Ontology annotation, biological process: regulation of transcription by RNA polymerase II. Gene Ontology annotation, cellular component: nucleus; aryl hydrocarbon receptor complex. Gene Ontology annotation, molecular function: nuclear receptor activity; transcription cis-regulatory region binding; protein binding. NCBI's taxonomy places the organism in Eukaryota, Metazoa, Chordata, Aves, Apodiformes, Apodidae. The record is from RefSeq and is a predicted model, not a curated record.
AAGCCAUCCCCAGCUGAAGGGGUCAAGUCUAAUCCAUCCAAGAGGCAUAGGGAUCGCCUGAACGCAGAGUUGGACCGCUUGGCUAGCCUCCUGCCUUUCCCUCAAGAUGUCAUCGCCAAAUUGGAUAAGCUGUCUGUGCUUAGGCUUAGCGUCAGUUACCUGAGAGCCAAAAGUUUUUUUGACGUUGCAUUAAAAUCUUCUAACUCAGCAAGACCAGAAAGAAAUAGCAUUCAGGAAAACUGUAGAACAGCAAAAUGUGCAGAAGGGAUGCAGAUACUGGAAGGAGAACUCUUACUGCAGGCAUUAAAUGGUUUUGUAUUAGUUGUUACAUCUGAUGCUCUGGUUUUUUACGUCUCUUCUACUAUCCAAGACUACUUGGGAUUCCAGCAAUCUGAUAUUAUACACCAGAGUGUAUUUGAGUUGAUUCACACAGAAGACAGACCUGAGUUUCAACGACAGCUACAUUGGGCAUUAAAUCCUGCCCAGUCUGCAGAUUCUGGACCAAGUGCACAAGGAGAUAAUGGCUUUUCACAGCCAGCAACCUAUUAUAACCCAGACCAACUUCCUCCAGAGAAUUCUUCCUUUAUGGAAAGGAAUUUCAUCUGUAGGUUACGAUGCCUCCUGGAUAAUUCAUCUGGAUUUCUGGCUAUGAAUUUUCAAGGACGAUUAAAGUUUCUUCAUGGACAAAACAAGAAAGGGAAAGAUGGUGCUGCUUUGUCACCUCAGCUUGCUCUGUUUGCAGUAGCUACUCCCCUACAGCCACCAUCUAUCCUUGAGAUACGAACCAAAAACUUCAUCUUCAGAACUAAACACAAACUGGAUUUCACGCCUACUGGCUGUGAUGCAAAAGGAAAGAUUGUCCUGGGAUACACUGAAGCAGAGCUGUGCAUGAGAGGAACAGGGUACCAGUUUGUUCAUGCAGCAGAUAUGCUUUAUUGUGCUGAAAACCAUGUUCGAAUGAUGAAGACAGGUGAGAGUGGAAUGACUGUAUUUAGGCUUCUGACCAAAGAAAACCGAUGGGCUUGGGUACAGGCAAAUGCACGUCUAGUCUACAAAAAUGGAAGACCAGAUUACAUCAUUGCCACACAAAGACCUCUGACAGAUGAAGAAGGGGCAGAACACCUACGGAAGCGCAACAUGAAGUUGCCCUUCAUGUUUGCCACUGGUGAGGCUGUGUUGAAAAUGUCGAGCCUUAUGGAUCCCUCUCAGCCGAAGAGUAAAAGCACAACAGGAAAAGGAGGCAAAGGAAUGCUACACAACGAUUCUGUGGAUCCAAACUCCCUCCUGGGUGUCAUGUUAAGGCAAGAUGAGUCUGUGUAUCUCUGCCCUCCAGCAUCGCAUAAACUUUCCUUUGAGCGGAACUUCUUUACAGACAGCAGGGAUGAACUGGGUGGUGGUGUUAGCAGCAGCUGGACAGAUAAUCUCCUUCCUGCUGGAAAUCACAACAUUCUCAAACGGGAGCUAAUGGAGUGUUCCCAGGAAAGUACUGUUCCACUUCCUGAGGACAGUGCAGCACUUUUUCAAGAUAACAAAAACAGUGAUUUGUACAGCAUCAUGAAAAAUCUGGGUAUUGACUUUGAAGAUUUAAAGUGUAUUCAGCAGGAUGAGGAGUUUUUUAAAACUGAAUUAUCUGGUGUGGAUGAUAUUGGGGACAUUGACAUAACUGAUGAAAUCCUGACCUAUGUUCAGGAUUCAUUAAAUAAGUCUGACUACUUAUAUUCAGGCUGUAAUCAGCAGCAGCCCCUGGUCCAGAAUGAAGGUUGCUUGGUACAGCAAGAGUUGGAUCCACAUCAGCUUCAUCAGCACCAGAAACAGCUUGUGGAGCAGCAGCAGCAGCAGCAACAGCAGCUCUGUCAAAAGAUGAAACACAUGCAAGUCAAUGGGAUGUUCACAAACUGGAGCCCUGGCACCAGCAUGCCCCUUAGCUGCUCGCAGCAGCAGCCCCAGCAAUAUGUGUUCCCUGGCAUGCAUGCCACCACAUCAGAGUUCCCUUACAAAUCAGAAGGGAGCUCUUCCCCUUUUGCAUGUAGGCAAGAGUUUAUUUCUUACAAGCAACCCACAGCAAUGAUGCCACAGCUUUCUAACUUUGCUCAAAUGGAUUUCCCUGUAGCAGGUUUUGAUGGAUCAACCUGUUCUGCUUCUUCCAACUUGGAGGAUUUUCUGAGUUGUUUGCAGCAAGUCCCUGAAAAUCGUGAGUGUGGAAUAAACUCUGAGCCGGUUAUGCUGACUCCUCAAACAUGCUAUGCAGGCGCUGUUUCUAUGUACCAGUGCGCGCAGGAAGCACAGCCCAGCUGUGUGGAUCGAAUGCAGUAUGAUCCUAUCAUGGCAAGUCAACAAACUCUGUUGAACAAGUUCCAAAAUGGUUUCAAUGGAGGAAAUGUAAAUGAAGCAUAUCCCUCUCAGUUAGAUGCGAUCACUAAUGCACAGACUGCUACACAUCUUCAGCCUCUUCAUCAUCCAACAGAACCCAGAUCCUUCUCAGAUUUGGCAUCUAGUGGGUUUAUGUGAUUCAGAUGUAGAGCUCCAUCUGUGAUUUUGUCUGGGUGUAAGGCUGCUCUGAGGAAAAGCUCAAUAACUCUAUCUAAGCAUCAGACUUUUAACAGCUAAAUCACAUUUUGAAAAUAGGAGGUUGGUUGCACUAUGUACUGGUGGAUAUGUAAUCCAAGAUCUGACUUUUUAGGUGGAAUUAAAACUUCUGACUAAAAGUAUGUGUGUGCUGUUUUCCAUCAGGUUAACGGUGUCAUUGCAGUGUGGAUUUACAUAUGUACUACAGACUGUCAUCCUAUACAACAUAAGAUAAGGCAAAUGGUUUUGUUGUUUAGAAAAAUAAAUUGGGCACUUUACAAGUGGCAUCAAUGGCACAAGGAAGAUGGUUUCACACAUGGAUUAUUUCCAGACUUUAU